UGGCAACUCUGGUUCUGUCGCUGUCGUCGAAUCGAAUAGUUGAUUGCUAUCGUUGGAAUAUCGAAAAAAUUUGCAAAAGCUGACAUAUUUAAUGUAUUUGUGUGUAUUUCGACACAGUUAUAUUUAAAACCCUAUUCUGUAUUUGGAUUAUCGUGCGCGUGUGUAGUUAAAGGUGUUAAAAUGACUGUGGAAGGAGAUGAAAAAGCGGUUCGGUCUCGCGUGUUCAUGGAUAUUUCAAUAGGGGGCUUGCCAUCCGGCCGGUUGGUGUUUGAGUUAUUCAAUGAUAUUGCUCCGAAGACUGCUGAAAACUUCCGAGCAUUAUGUGCCGGAGAUAUGGGCGUCGGGAAGAACACGGGUAAACCGUUGACGUAUAAGGGCAUGGUGUUCCAUAGAGUUGUAAAAGACUUCAUGAUCCAAGGAGGUGACUUUACCAAUGCCAAUGGAACUGGUGGAGAAUCCAUUUACGGUGGUACUUUUGAAGAUGAAACCUUUGAAUUGAAACAUGAUCGGCCAUAUUUGCUGUCUAUGGCAAACAGGGGCAAAGACACGAACGGUUCACAGUUCUUUAUAACCACACAGCCGGCGCCGCAUCUCGACAAUGUGCACGUAGUUUUCGGUACGGUAAUCAGCGGCGCGGCGCUGGUGAGGCAGCUGGAGGCGCUGCCCGUCGACCGCAACGCGCGCCCGCUGCAGGACGUCGCCGUCACCAACUGUGGACAGCUCGUUAGACUCACUGCAAAGAAACGUAAACAAGAGAAGGAAGAGAAAGAGGAAAGUGAUGCUGACUCUGACCAAUCUCAGAAGAAAGAUAAAAAGAAGAAGAAAGAUAAGAAGGAGAAAAAGAAGAAGAGGCGUCACUCCAGUGCAUCGGGUGAUGAGGAAGAAACUCCUGAAGCUCCGGCCCACCCCCUAGUAACUACCUCCAAGAUAGACCCGAGGGAGAUACCUGAUGUGCCCACCAACAGGUUCCUCAUGAGAGGUGGAAGGGAUCAGGAUGACAGGAGUGAUCCUAGGAAGGAUAGAGAGAGGAUGAGGUACCGCGAGAGGGAGCAUCGUUCCUACACGCGGAGCGGGAGGAUAAUCAAAGGAAGAGGCGUGUUUCGUUACCGCACCCCGUCUCGGUCGCGGUCCCGCUCCCGGUCCGUGACUCCCCCGCAUUGGAGGCAGGCGCAGCGUCGGAUCAUCAAACUGUCCGAAUUUGAGCGAGCUGAGCAAGAGAGGUCGGAGAAGGAACAUGAGGUCACCAAGAGGAAAGAGAUAGAGAAAAUACAUAGCCGUGAUGCCGAGGGUACGACCCCAGACAACCAUCCCGAUGAGAAAGAGGAGGGGGAAUGUGAUUCUACUCUGGAUCGUUCUCAAACGGACCGAGUGGAUUACAAUGCUCUGGACUUUGAAGAGGAUAUAGAGCAUGACGAUACAUCUCACAAACGCAAGCCGGCUGAGAAAGUGGAUCGUCGACGUGAAUUGCGUCGCACCCCUGAGAACAGAGCUGAAAUGUUGGCCUUAGCGCUAGGUGUCAACCCUAAGCAUGAUCAACAAAGUGACGCUGGUUCCUUCAGCAGAGACUCCAGAGACAGUCGCGAGUCCAAUCGACGUCGCGAAGGCCUGGCUUCCACAGUGGGAUACGCGUCCAAACUGUCCUCGGCUGUCGGUAAUGUUUCUGAAGGUCUGGCUAAAGGACACCAUGAAGAAAAAAGCAAAGAUGGCUACGAUCCCUUCAGUUUACUAAGAAGUACUUUUAACAGAGGGGAGAAGAAGGAUCAGAAUAAUCAAAGAAAAGAAGGGGAUCGUCGUGAAGCCAUUAAAGCCCGUUUAGGUGAAAAAGAGAAAGACAAAGAAGAUAGACGCGACCGUAAGACUGACAGAGAAGAUAAGGAUCGCAAACAACAAGAACAUAAGAACGACAAAGAAGACAGAAGUCGCAGAUACGACAAUAAAGAAGAAAAAACUCGAAAACUGUCAGAAAUAGGCGAUAAAGAAGAAAGAGUGCGGAAAACUUCUGAGAAAGAAGAUAGGGAAAGGAAAACAUCGGAAAGAGAUGAUAGAAGGAGGCAGUCAGAGAAGAGUGAAAAAGAAGAAAGAACUAGGAAGCAUAGCGAGAGAGAUGAGAGGGACCAUAGGAGGACCGAUCGUCAUAGGAGUGAGAGGUCUGAGCGUCGGGAGAAGAGCAAGGAAAGAGUUAGGAGUGAUAAGAGUAGAGAUAAUGAUAGGAGUAAGGCUAGGGAUGAUGAUAAGAAGAGGAGACGGUCGCGUACUCCAUCGCCGGCUAAAGACAGGUCCAAAUCCCGUGACCGAAGGCCAUCGGCGGCUGAGACCCGCGAGAAGAGUGGGGAGCGCACCCCCCUCGACGAGGAGAAGAAAAAGGUGGGUCAAGAAGACGAGAGGAACGAAGCUCGCAAGGAAUUGAUGGAGAUAGUUCGUCUGAUCAAGUCCAGACAACGGGAACGAGAGAAUAAAGCGUCUGCGGUCCUAGCGAAGAAGAAACGUGAAUCAUCCGAAUCAGACAGUUCAGACUCUGAUGAUGACAAGCGAAGGCGCCGGUCCUCUGAUAGAGAUCGUAGGAGAAGGAGCAGCUCCAGGGGUCGCCACUCGAGCUCGGAGCGGCGCUCGCGCAGACGUCGGUCGCGCAGCCCGCGCCGCGACCGCAGAGAUCGCAGACGGUCCUCCUCCUCACGCUAAACACACGUGUCUUAUUAAUUCUUAAUAAAUAUGCUAAUUUACUCUACAAACGUAAAUAAACAUUUUCAUUUUGGUACUAUAUUAGGUCCUGUCUGUGAAAAUUAUGUUUUAUCGACAUUUUAAU
Messenger RNA from Spodoptera exigua (beet armyworm), 2803 nucleotides. Lineage: Eukaryota; Metazoa; Arthropoda; Insecta; Lepidoptera; Noctuidae. The record is from the annotation of a GenBank genome assembly.